AUGGAUAAGGAAAAUUAUCGUUUCUACAUUAAAGUGCGUACCGCACUUGGUAUUUCACCAACACUUAUUCGUGAUGAAUUAAUGACAGUCUUCGGCGACGAAGCUCCAUCCUACGCGACUGUUGCCAGAUGGGCUCAAUGGUUUCGCGAAGGUCGAGAAGAGAUCGAAGAUGAAGCGCGACCAGGAAGACCAAUGACCGAGACGACUGAUGAAAAUAUCGAACAAAUUCACGACGCUAUUAAUGACGACCCAUAUGUGACAAUUGAGGAGCUGCAAGAAAAUACUGGUCUGAGUCAUGAGACUAUUCAUAGAAUAAUCUCAGAUCAUUUGAAACUCAAAAAAUUUACGGCUCGGUAUAGACCCAAACGCCUGACCACUUCUCAAUGGGCUGAACGAGUUCGAAUAUGUAAAGAAAAUUUAGCAAAAUUCGAACAAGGAACGUGGAGAUUAUGCGAUGUGGUGAUGGGGGAUGAAUCUUGGUUUUAUCAUAAACAAAUUGGUCGGAAAGCAUCGAAUGCUGCUUGGGUGGCAACGGGAGAUCGCCCACCAACAAUUGUUCGACGUAGUCGUUUUGCUCCGAGAACAUCGUUAUGCAUUUUUUAA
Molecule: messenger RNA, 603 nt
Organism: Rotaria sp. Silwood1
Lineage: Eukaryota; Metazoa; Rotifera; Eurotatoria; Philodinida; Philodinidae
Source: the annotation of a GenBank genome assembly